AUGACACGAGCGAGCGCUGAUUACUUUCUCUGUUUUCAGGCCAAGGCUAAGGCAGCAGCACCCACAUCAUCCAGCGGCGGCAAGUCUGCUAAGAAGAAGAAGUGGUCCAAGGGCAAAGUCAAGGACAAGGCGCAGCACGCCGUCGUUCUCGACAAGCCGACCUACGACCGUAUCCUCAAGGAGGUCCCGACCUUCCGCUUCAUCUCGCAGAGCAUCCUCAUCGAGCGUCUGAAGGUCAAUGGGAGUCUCGCGCGAGUGGCGAUUAGGCACCUGGAGAGGGAGGGGCAGAUCAAGCGGAUCGUCCACCACAGCGGCCAGUUGAUCUACACGCGGUCAACUGGUGGAUCUGACUAG
This is a messenger RNA of Epithele typhae, 354 nucleotides long. RefSeq names its product ribosomal protein S25. The transcript has 2 exons. Lineage: Eukaryota; Fungi; Basidiomycota; Agaricomycetes; Polyporales; Epitheliaceae. Gene Ontology annotation, molecular function: structural constituent of ribosome. Gene Ontology annotation, cellular component: cytosolic small ribosomal subunit. The record is from RefSeq and is a predicted model, not a curated record. The coding region runs from base 1 to 354 and encodes 117 amino acids.